Meriones unguiculatus (Mongolian gerbil) is the source of this 6421-nucleotide messenger RNA. It is a transcript of the gene Tril, whose product is annotated as TLR4 interactor with leucine rich repeats. Lineage: Eukaryota; Metazoa; Chordata; Mammalia; Rodentia; Muridae. The transcript has a single exon. Gene Ontology annotation, molecular function: protein binding. The record is from RefSeq and is a predicted model, not a curated record. Bases 710 to 3139 code for a protein of 809 amino acids.
GGCUGGGGCUGACCAGACGCGGAGCCACUUAGUGCUUCCUCCUCCCCCAACCCGGGUCUGUCCUGCCUCCGCCGUCUCCUCUUUCUCCGCCUGCAUCCCCCGGGGGGCAGAGUGUGGGAAGAACGAAUUUCCGCCGGGUUUGCGCGCUCCAGGCCGACAUGGGUCCUUUCCGGACGCGGCUUGCGCGGCCCCCAAGCUGCCCACCUCGGCUGCGCUCCGGGUCCCUCCGGGCCGCCAGCGGGCAGGCGCGGGAGACAUGGGCCUAGGGGUCGGCGCUCCGCAGCCAAGUCGCACCCCAGCCGCUCUUGGAAGGGCUCCCGCCCGCAGUGGGGGAAUCCGCUUGGCGGGGAGAAUCCGCGCCAGGGAAUCCAGCUCUCCGGACUCCAGAGCAAACAAAAAGCACCAAGACUUGCUCGCUCCUCCCGCUCCCGAUGUGCACCCGAAGAAACAGUUUUCUGCAGAAAUGCAACAAGUAGCACCCGGGGCUCGCCCAAAGCCCAGCCUCUCCUGAUCUGUCUCCGCGAACUCGGCCUGCGGAGACCCGGGCCAGCCACCCGGACAAAGGGCGGAGGAAGAGCUGGACAGAGCAGCAGAGAAGUCCGAAAAGAGGCCUCUUAGCGACUUCGGCCCGGCCGAGGGGAAUGCAGAGGAGACACAGAGCCAGCCGGCCCAGAGGACGAUCCGGCCUCAGCGCGCUGGGCGGGCGGGGAUGGCGGGUGUCGGCGCCCUGCGCUUCUGGCUCAUGGUGUGCGGCUGCCUGGCGUUCCCGCCGCGGGCCGAGUCCGUGUGCCCCGAGCGCUGCGACUGCCAGCACCCCCAGCACCUCCUGUGCACCAACAGGGGGCUCCGCGCGGUGCCCAAGACCAGCUCGCUGCCUAGUCCCCAGGACGUGCUCACCUACAGCUUAGGCGGCAACUUCAUCACCAACAUCACCGCCUUCGACUUCCACCGCCUGGGGCAGCUGAGACGGCUGGAUCUGCAGUACAACCAGAUCCGCUCCCUGCACCCCAAAACCUUCGAGAAGCUCUCGCGACUGGAGGAGCUCUACCUGGGCAACAACCUCCUGCAGGCGCUCGCUCCCGGCACGCUGGCCCCGCUGCGCAAGUUGCGCAUCCUUUACGCCAACGGGAACGAAAUCGGCCGCCUGAGCCGCGGCUCCUUCGAGGGCCUGGAGAGUCUGGUCAAGCUCCGGCUGGACGGCAACGUGUUGGGAGCGCUGCCAGACGCAGUCUUCGCUCCCCUGGGCAACCUACUCUACCUACACUUGGAGUCUAACCGGAUCCGCUUUUUGGGCAAGAACGCCUUCAGCCAGCUGGGCAAGCUUCGGUUCCUCAACCUCUCGGCCAACGAGCUGCAGCCCUCGCUGCGCCACGCGGCCACCUUCGUCCCCCUGCGCUCCCUCUCCACCCUCAUCCUCUCCGCCAACAGCCUGCAGCACCUCGGCCCCCGGGUCUUCCAGCACCUGCCACGCCUGGGCCUGCUCUCGCUCAGCGGCAACCAGCUCACGCACCUCGCGCCGGAGGCCUUCUGGGGGCUGGAGGCCCUGCGCGAGCUGCACCUGGAAGGCAACCGGCUGAACCAGCUUCCCCUGGCCCUGCUGGAGCCCCUGCACAGCCUGGAGGCGCUAGACCUGAGCGGCAAUGAGCUUUCCGCCCUGCACCCCGCCACCUUCGGCCACCAGGGCCGGCUGCGCGAGCUCAGCCUGCGCGACAACGCGCUCAGCGCCCUCUCCGGAGACAUCUUCGCGGCCAGCCCGGCUCUCUACCGGCUCGAUCUGGACGGCAACGGUUGGACCUGCGACUGCCGGCUGCGAGGUCUGAAGCGCUGGAUGGGCGCCUGGCACUCUCAGGGUCGCCUCCUUACGGUCUUCGUGCAGUGCCGCCACCCCCCGGCCCUACGGGGCAAGUACCUGGAUUACCUGGACGACCAACUGCUACAGAACGGCUCCUGCGUGGAUCCCUCAGCUCCCCCCACGGCAGGCGGGAGGCAGCGGCCGCCACCCACCACCGCGGGGAAGGGGACGACGCCCCCUGCGGGAGGGUUCUCGCGGGAGCUGCCACCCCAACCGCUGCCCCAGCAGCGGGGAAGACUUCUACCGGGAGCGGCCUGGAGUGGGGCCGCCAAAGAGCUGGUGGGCAACCGCAGCGCACUAAGGCUGAGCCGGCGGGGUCCAGGCCUGCAGCAUCAGGGCGCCCCUGGCGCCGCCGCAGGCCUUGCCCCGCAGUCCCUGGACCUGCACGAGAAGCCGGAGCGAGGAGGUCCCACCCGCGCCCAUCUGGCCCAGGCAGCUCCCACCCCGACGGCUGAGCCCGCCUCCGGGACCCCAUCUGCCAGAGACAGCUGGCAGCGCGCCGCGAAGCAGCGCCUAGCCUCGGAGCAGCAGGAGCGAGCAGGCCAGGCCGACGGCGGGGUCGGCGCGCCACCGCUCGUAUCUGACCCCUGUGACUUCAACAAAUUCAUUCUGUGCAACCUGACGGUCGAGGCGGUGAGCGCCGACAGCGCCUCGGUGCGUUGGGCGGUUCGCGAGCACCGCAGUCCCCGGCCGCAGGGCGGCGCACGCUUCCGCUUGCUUUUCGACCGCUUUGGCCAGCAGCCCAAGUUCCAGCGCUUCGUCUACCUGCCCGAGCGCAGCGACUCGGCGACGCUGCACGAGCUGCGCGGGGACACCCCCUACCUCGUGUGCGUGGAGGGAGUGCUCGGGGGUCGAGUUUGCCCGGUGGCCCCCCGGGACCACUGCGCGGGCCUGGUAACCUUGCCAGAGGCGGGAGGCCGAGGCGGCGUCGACUACCAGCUCCUGACCUUGGUCCUGCUGGCGGUCAACGCGCUGCUGGUGCUCCUGGCUCUGGCGGCCUGGGGAUCGCGGUGGCUGCGGAGGAAGCUGCGUGCCAGGCGGAAGGGAGGGGCCCCGGUUCACGUUCGCCACAUGUACUCCACCCGACGGCCCCUGCGCUCCAUGGGCACGGGAGUGUCCGCGGACUUCUCGGGUUUCCAGUCGCACCGGCCCCGCGCCACCGUGUGCGCGCUCAGCGAGGCGGACCUCAUCGAGUUCCCCUGCGACCGCUUCAUGGACAGCUCCGGCGGUGGGACCGGUGGCAGCUUGAGGCGGGACGACCACCUCUUGCAAAGAUUUGCUGACUAGGCUCAGGGCCUCGGGGGUGUGAAAACGAUCUGGGCCGCCUUGAGGAGCCACUCUCCGUGGCCUCAUGCCAUCUCAGAGGAAGGACUUGUUUUCUUUGACCUGUUUUUUCUCUCUGCCUAUUUGCUGAGACCAGUGGUACUGAAAGGGAAUCUGGAUGCCACCUUUCCCAUCCAGUACUCACAAAGCAAAUGGGCGGUUCUUGGUGGACAAACCCCAAAGCGGGGACAAAUGGAUGAUGGAGUAAAGGUGGGAUCUUGUCUAGGGUAUGGCUCCUGUGACAUUUCAGCACAGUAACCGGGCCAACCUUGGGCUAGAAAGGGUGCUUCACACUCCCGCCACGAUCCUGGUGAACACGCAUUUGUUUGCUCUAAGGCAAACAGAGUUCUGUUUCUAGUUAAGGAAAAGGGGAGUUACCGCCAUCACAAAGGGGCUCCAGCAAUUGACCCCACUGAUCUGAGGGUCUCUGCCAAGAUGGGCAGGGUAAAUAGGUACCACCCUCGCCCAGGAUCCCUUUUCUGUGGGCUGGUAGAGUACCCAGGAAGCUCAAGGUUUAAAUAACGAGAAGCUGCCUUUUUCAACAACAUGAAGAGCAUUUAACUGACCAGUAAAUUCAAAGACUCUUUUAAUUGGACUGGGUUCCCUUCUACUGUUUGUCUAGUUGGGGAGAUGACCUUUUGCUGACCUUUGGGUAACUGUUACUGUUCUCAGGAGAAGGUAGCAUGCAGUACUUCUCCACCAGGCUUGCUCCCGUGGUUUUAAAAUUUAUUUUUAAAAAUCUAUAUACAGGAAAAAUUGAAUGCCAAAUUUGAUUAAAAAAACAAAAAACAAAAAUAAGAAUGCUCUAUGUAUGUAGCCGCUGACUCCCUAGGGUAAUCCAGCCUUCCAGGUCACUUACCACAUUUCUGAUAGCGUGUCUAGAGGGGAAUAAUGUGACCCGCUCGUCACUGCAUUUCAUCAGUGCCCCGCCCUUCUUGGCAGCACCUAUUUCUGAGUUGCACGGUCAGGCAAUAAGGUAGUUGUCCGACCAGGGGCCCGCGUUCAGUGGUGCCGUGUGCUCACGAGGCUCCGAGUUCAGCCCAGUACCACAGAACAAAGCAACAGGUGCUUGUCCCUGAGCAGUGUAAUCUCUGACCACAUUACUGUUGUUCUUUCCAAGGAACAGGAGAUGAGAAGAAGUUGUGGGAAACAAAUGUGAAAAACAACACAGUAGUGAGUGUGUGUUUCUGCUAAACCCAGAAGAUCAUGAGUACUUAACUCUCACUGUGAAAUAAUUAUGUUUUACAAAUUAAUUCCUCUGGUAGCCAUUGUUUUACUGGGUUAUUAAAUCUUAUCUUUUAGUAGUAGUUGCAGUGUUUAUUUUUUGUUUAUGUUUUUAAGUUUAGGAUUAGCCUCCUGUGUUUGUUUAGUUGUGUCUUUAGAUAUUUGGGCUACUUCUCUGAUAUUUAUGAAGUCCGGUAUUUAUCAUUAAAUGCAGUGGUUGGGUUCACAUUAAUAAUUCGUGUGUGGUCCAAAUUCACUCGCUAAGAGGGUGUACACUGUGGUUACAGUCACCGUGGUUAUGGAUUUAUUGGCAGUGGGGUUCUGUGCAGGCCAGCCAGUUCAAGGUGCUGUGGCUAACAGUGACUCUUCUGUUUCAGGCCUCGGGCCCCUGACGGUCCCAAUGACUCAGGGAAUCCAUCACAGUUCAGGGCCCUUCAACCCAUUCACUCUGACCUACAUGAGCCUUGCCUGCCUUGCCCCAGCAGCUGAAGACCCAGGGGUCUAGAUGAGCCGGCCUUUGUUUAUGUCCGGAAUGAGUAAAUGUCCAGACCACUUAAGCCACAGCUGCUUUUCUGGCAGUCUUAUCUGCAGGGCCGAAACUUAAUAAACCACAGGAAAUAGACUGUCAUUCUGUGUUUGCCGCCAGGUCUUGUUUAAGAUUCAGAGCGUAUGGUAUGUGGGAGGUGGAGCUGUUCGCUCUUAUUUUCAACCUGCAGGCUAUCUGGCACCUUCUGUAUAACUCACAAUUUUUCAUGCACAGCAUGGUUGCAUCUCUUGGCUGUUUCUUUUUUACACAGUGUAAAACCGAGGAUCCUUGAAAGUCUGGAAGGGACCACUGAACCUGUUUCCCACCUGCCUCUUUCAACUGUAGACUGUCACCAAAAAUGUUUAAUGCCUGGGCUUAGAACAGUUUCACUGAGGAGUCUUUCAGUGAGAAGUGAAUAAAUGUUAUACAUUGUUAUGUUCAUUUACAUCAAUAAACCCACAUACUAAUAGAGAUAUCUUGUUGGAGCUUCCAAACGUUUUUGAUACAUGUUUAAAAUAACAGAAUGAGAUCAUCAACAGCAGUUUUCACUCAGGUAACUAGAAUAUAAGCUUGAUGUGCAUGGGUUUUUUAUUGUUUUCCUUUUUAUGGAGAGUAUGGGCUUUACCUUAAAGAAAUGAUCAUAUGAGUUUCUAUGUAAAGAGCCAACGAACACCCAUCUGAAAGCAAAUGGCCAGCCCAGAGCAGAAGGCUACCAAGGGAUCGGAAAGUGGCAAGGUCUCAGCAGGUGUUCCUUCACAGCCAUGCCCUCUGGAUUUCAUGAACACAGAUUAAAGGGGCUCCCCUACCCCAUUAACAGAGCUUUUAAAAUGAUAAAAUACCUGGAGGAAGAUAAAAAUGAGCUUGAUAUGAGUUGCAGUGUUCAGUGCCUAAGCCGCAGUUAAGUCCGGUCUGCAGUGAGCCCCACACACUGCUUCUGCCAGGCAAGGAUGUCCCAGUACUGCCAGGUGAUAAGUGGGAUGGUAGGAUGUGGUCAGAGCAGCUUCAGCCAUUUGCCACAUGUCUGAUUUUCACCAAAGGCCAACACCACUGGGCUGCUACUAUGUUAAAGCGACAUAAAAUGACACUGGCUUGUAUGUUCAUAGUCAAUCUCUCCUGCUUCUCUUUUCUAAGAGCUGGAGAUAAAUGACAGUAAACCAUUUGAGUACCAAAGCCUUAUUCACAACGACAGCCCAUGACCCAGGAUCAAGGCCUUCACCAUCUCAAGAGGCCUAUAGUGUGAAAGCACAUAACAAGGACAAGUGGUGAAGCCUCAGAGCCCGCAGAGGGUCACCAUUAGUUUUUGUUGUUGUUGUUGUUGUUUUCCUCCUAGUCUCUUAGCACUUCCACUUCUGCACCAGUUGUGAUGAGCAUCCUGGGAGCUGACUGCAUGUGCUCUGUGGUACCUAACAAUAGCCAGCUGCAGCAGCAGUUGGACCAACAUGUGUUCAGUACUUAUUAAGUACCUCGUUGGCAGCUGGAUUCUCCUGCAUGAAACA